AUGACCCACAGCUUCUUCGCAUGCGCCGGCGGCUUCGCCUUUGAGCUUGAGUCGACGCGCCAAACAAUACACGACCUACCUUCGGGAGAGAAGCAGAGAUGUCCCAGGGUGACAAUCACAGCGAGAGGAAUGGCACUCUUGGCAAGGUGCGGCUAUCUUCCAGACGUGGAAGAGGAUCAAAUCGAAGACAAGAGCAAGGCCAACGACCUUGCAAAAGCCACAGUUGUCGUUCAAGCAACGUGGAUGCUUUUACAGGUCAUUAGUAGGCUGGCGUUUCGGCUUCCAGUUACCUUGUUGGAAGUUAAUACGGUGGCGCACGUGUUGUGUGCCUUCGCAAUGUACUUAUUCUGGUGGCACAAACUGUUGUUACCCAACGCACCUGUCAUCCUCCGAGAUGAAGCCCUGGCGCCACUGGCCAUGUUCAUGUACUCCAGCAGCGAGAUGAGCGGAUAUGUGAACCCCUCGCGUGUACAGUCACAGACGAUUGUGAAGACAUUCUUCGCCUACCUCAGCCUUUACUACAAAACACCGGAACUGGAGACCUUGUGUCUUAGGGAGAAACAGCCUGACCUGUCAAUACGACAAGGACAUGAUUCGACCGUCGACUUGUUAUCACUGAAAGGGAGCGUUUCAGGGACCGCGGGUAUAUCAAAUCUUGCGUCGACGGGCUUCGCAUUUAAGCAUAUCGGAGAGGAAUGUAACGCUGAGCUGCGAGCCACACGGCAGAAAGAAAAGGGAACAGCGUUCUUUGAGCGCCGCCCUCAGGUUCAUGAUAAAAGGCCCGUGACUGAAACCUUCAAGGAGAUAGACGGAAGAAGAUGGGAACUGAUGCAGACAGCGCUCGCUUCAAACCCGAACCUGUUCGAGGACAGUAUCCUCUUGUCUCACCAGGUUGAGAGUGCUACUUGCAUCCAUCUGCGCCCCGAGCAGCUGGUGGCCGACCACAUCCAGAACUGGCCGUCAAACGAUUUGCUCCGCAGUGUGGGCGGGCUGAUCGUGGGAAUGGUACUAUGGCUUGCAAACUUCUGUUACGGCGCCAUCCACGCGGCGGCAUGGAACGAUUCCUUCCCAUCCACUGCGGAGAAGUGGAUUUGGCGCGCCUCAGCGUCGUAUAUUGGGUUCUGCGGCGGUCUUUGGGUUGUGCUGAACUUCAUAGUGGGAAGAUAUCCGCGACUGAACAGCUUUUGGGAACGUUGGAUGGAUGGGGAAAAGUCAUGGUGGCAAAGUGUCAGCCUUGGAGUCAUAGUGUUCCUCUGUGGCUUCAGCUUGAUGUUGGCUCGCGUUUUCAUUGUGUUGGAGGCAUUCAUCAGUAUCAGGGAAUUGCCUGAGGGGGCCUACCAGACUCCCCAGUGGACGAAUGUGUUCCCUCAUUUCUAG
This is a messenger RNA of Diaporthe citri, 1377 nucleotides long. RefSeq lists its product as uncharacterized. The transcript has 2 exons. NCBI's taxonomy places the organism in Eukaryota, Fungi, Ascomycota, Sordariomycetes, Diaporthales, Diaporthaceae. Bases 1 to 1377 code for a protein of 458 amino acids. The record is from RefSeq and is a predicted model, not a curated record.